Spodoptera litura is the source of this 2162-nucleotide messenger RNA. Its product is annotated as S-adenosylmethionine mitochondrial carrier protein homolog. The record is from RefSeq and is a predicted model, not a curated record. NCBI's taxonomy places the organism in Eukaryota, Metazoa, Arthropoda, Insecta, Lepidoptera, Noctuidae.
UUACAGAUUCAGACAGAAUGAGCGUCACAGUGCUUCGUAGAACCCGGGAAUUUGAAAUAAAAUAAUUAAUUUCACAAAAAUGCCACAAUUUAUAAUCCUCGACGAAAAUGUUCUCACACAUUGUUCGAAGUGAUAACAAUAAUCGGAGUAAUAAAUCAACAUAAUUGCUCUAAAUGACUUGUUUGUUUUCGUGAACUUGCAUUUUGAGGUUAUUUCAUGAUAAAUUUACAUAACUUUACAUUUCUUAUUAGUUUUAAAUUAAAUUGUUAAUAUGGAGCAGAAGAGUAAACCGAAAUCUUUUAAAGCUACGCAUUUUCCACCAUUAUUGGCGGGGGCUGUGGCUGGUGUGUCUGUAGAUGUGACCCUGUACCCUCUAGAUACAUUAAAGACACGGCUACAAAGUGCUCAGGGCUUCCAAAAAGCUGGCGGCUUCAGUGGUGUUUAUAGAGGUCUGGCAACCGUAGCUGCGACAUCUAUGCCCACAACAGCACUAUUCUUUGUCUCAUAUGAAGCUACGAAGCGUCUCUGUCAGCCCCUGGUCGCCACGCAGUAUACUCCAAUGGUACACAUGUUCGCAGCCAGUGUUGGUGAAGUGCUGGCGUGUCUAAUACGUGUCCCCACAGAGAUAGCGAAACAGAGGAAACAAACAUACGUCGGCACUAACUCCAAGAGUAGUAUAUCUAUACUGUUACAUGCAUACAGGACUGAAGGUUUCUUUCGCGGCGUGUAUCGAGGUUUCGGCUCCACUGUGCUGCGGGACCUGCCCUUCAGCUUCAUUGAGCUGCCAGCCUGGGAGAUGCUGAAGACAACUGUUAGGAAAUAUAAUAACGGCGAGAUUAGCAGUUUUCAGAGUGCAAUCUGCGGGUCAAUAGCAGGCGGUUUCGCAGCGGUCCUAACAACGCCUUUAGACCUCGCCAAAACCCGUAUCAUGUUAUCAGACGGGUACAGGGUCUCGGGGAAGAUGAAGAUUAGACCAGUGCUGACUUCCAUUUACAUAGAAUCAGGGUUCAAAGGUCUCUUCGCUGGAGCCAUGCCCAGAAUGACAGCUAUUAUGAUCGGAGGCUUCGUGUUCUUCGGAGUAUAUGAAGACGUCAAGAAAUAUUGUGAAAAAUAUUUCGAAGGGAGAUAGCAUUUGGUGUUAAUUUCGUAAGUAAAUUUUGUUGUGGCUCGCUGCAAGCAUAUAGUGGUUUUGUAACCUGGGAAAUAAAGUGACUGUUCAAAUGGGAAGAAAGAGGUGUUUUUGACGUCAAAACACACCAAGACAAUUUUGAUGAAAUUUGACACGCAUGGACGAACUAGUCGUAAAAAUAAUGUAGGUUUAUUCAUAAUUCCUUCCCGGCCGUAUGCCAAGAUUUUUGAGGUCUGCCCAAUACAUGAUUUAUCUUCUUUUUAAGGGCGCCUACCUAUUGCAUUGUAAAAUAUGUUAAAGUACAAUUAUGGUGCUUAAUUAUUCUAAGACUUGUCUGUAUAAUAAUUCUGAAAUGAGUCGAGAUUUUUUAUAUCAUUGUAAGUUUGGGUGCAAUUUUUUUGAAAGAAAUUGACAGUAUUUAUGGCGUGUUGAGUUAUAAGUUAUAUUCUACAUCACCAAAGGGCUUAGUACAAGUUUUACGUAUAAAGUAAUCGAAACAACGAGACCGUGUUCGGUGCUCUAAUUAGUUCAAUAUAGCCUCAGUAUGAUGACCAAAUAAAUGUUAUUUUACUAAUAAUGUUAUAUUAGUUUUUUUUCGAAAUGUAAGGUUUUUAGUUGUUGUUUUUUAGUUUGGGUUAUUAGUUCUUAAUUUAUAUUAUACCUCAUUUAAUUACUUUCGUUGGUAUAUGGUUGUAAAAUCGAAUAGUAGAUAGUUGUGUAUUUGAUAUACAAUGUGUAUAUUUAAUGUGGUUGAAUUUGUUAUGUAAAUAGUUAGUUCUGUGAUGUUUUAAAUAAAAUGUUGGCAUUUAAGUUUUGUUUCUUUCUUGGUCCCACACUAAUUAUCCUGUGUCCUGGUUGUGUUUACAAACAUACAAAUUCACACAUACAAAAACACAUUACACAAGUUAGGUAUAUUUCUGCCACCGAUGGAGGGUGCUAAUGGAAACUAUAAUCAUUUUGCUAAGUUUAUUAUAAUUGAAAUUACAUGAUAACACCUAAAAUCUAACUAACCUAAGUGCGAAUGAGUUCGAUG